AUGGUAGACCAAAUCACAAAAUCUCUUUUUUAUAGACUAGAUUAUUAUUUUUGGCCCUAUAUUGCAACAAACAAAUUAUCAAUGACUAUUUUUAUAGGACGCAAAUGAUGAGCAGUUUAUCGAAGCAUCUGUACUAUUAUAUGUCUAAUAUUAUUUGGAUUUAGCAUCAUUUUAUCUUCAAGCUUCAAGUUUCUUCUUCAAUUCGGCAGCUGAAGCAUGAUUUUAACUCUGCUUUUCUUUUUCCUUUUACUGAUAAAUUAUCAUUACAAGAAACUAUGAAAACUCACACAUAUUUUAUAUGAAAUGACCUGGUGCUUUAAUUGGACAUCAGUUAUCAUUCAUUGGGGAAUUAUCUUUUGGAUGCAGCCAGAGGGCUCCAAUUUGUAUAUAACAGUAGGUUUGCAUGGAGGAUUAUUAAUUUUAUUAAUACUCGAAUCACUGAACAACCAAAUAUGAUUUUAUGCUCGACACCUGUACAUUAUUUGCAUUCUUUCAUUAUUAUACUUUAUCAUGAUCAUGACAUAUUCACUAGCCGUCGAAAAAAUAUAUGAUAGUUUUUCAUUUAAAGACGCCAAAACCUACCUAAUUCUCCUAACCUCACUAAUUAUAAUAAUCCUCUCCUUUAUUUCAGGCUCCAUCUUAGACAAAUUCAAAUCCAGACACGCAGCAAUCGAAGUAAUCCCAGAAAAUGGCUAUACCUAUGACGAACUCCAAGAUACCACAAAAUCCUUUAAAUAA
Blepharisma stoltei is the source of this 738-nucleotide messenger RNA. The record is from the annotation of a GenBank genome assembly. Lineage: Eukaryota; Ciliophora; Heterotrichea; Heterotrichida; Blepharismidae.